Molecule: messenger RNA, 693 nt
Organism: Guillardia theta CCMP2712
Lineage: Eukaryota; Cryptophyceae; Pyrenomonadales; Geminigeraceae
Exons: 1
Coding region: 1-693 (230 amino acids)
Source: RefSeq, a predicted model, not a curated record
AUGAUUCAUGAGUACUUGAUUGAGUUUGAUACAGAAAGUCAUGGUGUUUCACUGCUAGAUCCAGACAUAAACAGACAAAACCUUGAACAUCCUGAAGAGGAGGUACCAGAAUUCAAGGACACAAUCAAGGACGAAGAGGUCCAACCCGAACAAUGUGCAAAUGCAAAUGAUGCCGUCCUCAAAUCUGAAGUGGAAAAUGAUAUCCAAAUUGGCGAUAUUAACACUAGUCUUGAAGAAGAUCUGGACAUGUUCAUGACGGCCAAGGGCUUGACAUCAUUCAAUGAAACCUCUUUGUUGAAAGGCUCUGGAAAACAACUCGAGAAUGGUAUGAAUGAGAUCAAAGUGCAGGUCUCAAGCAACUCUGCGCUUGCAUUGACAAACUACAUUUUGCGUUGCAUAAUCAUCGCAUUACUGGAAAAACUAGCCGAGAUCAACGAAGUAAGGCACGACUUUUUUUCCAUUUCAUGUGACUGUAACUACAUUCUUGCGAUGGCUGAAAAAACUCGUUCAAACAUUCACAAAUCCAAGAACUCGAUCGAAAAAUGUACAGCUAUUUCAACAUGGUCUACCCUUAUGUUGGUGUAUCUCUUGAAUAAGUGCCAAAAAUUUCUGAUGCACUAUGGCUCACACGUCUCGGCCUUAUUUAUUGCAUCUGCACUCGAGGUAACACCUUGCUUUGUCAGAAAGCUUUGA